AUGCCGCCAUUGCUACUAGAAGUUCCUAACUCCUCCAGUUAUGUUGAUCUCCGUCGCCUUUUAGCAUCUGGCGGAGCUACAUGUGUCUCAGGCUCGCCGCCAAGUGGACUCGAGAAGCAGCCGCAGAGCGCAGCGGUUGCCGACGAGAGCACUCUGCGAAAUCCGGGCCCCUGUCGGCGCAGCGCCAACUCAUUUAGGGCGCAGCCGCCUAAUCCCGCCCCCACGGCAGCGCGGCCCGCUGUUUGCUCAGGCCCCGGCGCGACGCACGCAGCACCCAGCACCCAGCAGCCGCCGAGGCGUCUUCCCGUUCCGGGCGGCGCGCCGGAUCGGCUCGAGUCGCUAUUAACGGCGGGCCCACAGCCUCUCCGCGCCCUCGGGCCACGCAGCGGGCGCCCCUCGCGGCCGCUGGCGCAGCGCCACGCCGAGCCGCCUUGCUGGCACGCGCCCCCGCGCCAGCCCGGAGAAUUAGUUCCUACCGCCGGCCGGCCGCAUUUUCCCUUUUUCCUCCUGCUGGCGCCAGUCCAGGCCGGCGUCCCUCGGUCUUCCAUCAUCUGCAGCCACUGGGCACGCCACACGGCAGCGCAGCCAGCGGCUCAGUGGAUCUGCGCCGGCAAGCAGGCUUAUCCGAUCAUUGCGAUAAAGCCGCAGUCGUCAAAAACCUCACACGGUGGAAAGCGUAAUCAUCGUGUAGCAGGUGUUGGGCGGCGUGCGCGCGUGCCUGCUGUGGAUACGCCUCUCUGCCGCGGGUCGGCAGACACGGGAUGGGCGGGGGCGGGCAGCGGCGGCGGCGGCGGCGGCGGCGGCGGCGCCUGUGUCUGCGCCCGCACCGCCGCGUAA
Messenger RNA from Schistocerca cancellata (South American locust), 837 nucleotides. Its product is annotated as translation initiation factor IF-2-like. The record is from RefSeq and is a predicted model, not a curated record. NCBI's taxonomy places the organism in Eukaryota, Metazoa, Arthropoda, Insecta, Orthoptera, Acrididae. Bases 1 to 837 code for a protein of 278 amino acids. The transcript has 5 exons.